UAUAUUUGAAUGAAGGUGACAUUUUGACUGUGCCAACCCAUUGCUCUCUUUGGAGUAUUCUUGAGCUUCUCUGCUCCUCCUCGAUUACCCCGCCUUCCUCCUCCAACAGUAAACAUGUCAACUGUCAGACUUCCUACCACCUGUAUGGUACAAACUGCUCCUCAGACCCAAAGAAAGAGCGUCUUCAUUAAGAGCCCAGCAUCUCUGGGGUCUGUGAGGGACAUUUCUAAGGCCUUUGGAUUGAAAGCUAACUCUGGCUUUAGAGCAUCAGCAUCAGCAGUCUACAAGGUCAAGUUGGUUUGUCCAGAUGGUGCUGAACAUGAAUUCGAGGCACCUUCAGAUACUUACAUCCUCGAUGCAGCUGAGAAUGCUGGAUUGGAACUCCCUUAUUCUUGCAGGGCAGGUGCGUGCUCAACUUGCGCUGGGAAGAUUGUAUCAGGAUCUGUUGAUCAAUCUGAUGGAUCUUUUCUGGAUGAUAAUCAAAUGGAGGAGGAUUAUGUGCUCACCUGUGUUUCUUACCCAACCUCAGAUUGUGUGAUUCAUACUCACAAGGAAUCUGAUCUUUACUAGUUACUUAUUUAAUAUCUCAUAUUAUGUGUAUGGUCUUGUUUAGGGUGAAGCACUUAGAAAAUUGUUCUGUUCUUGAGAAUGGUCAGGUGUAGAGUUCAAUCAGGAACCUGUUGUGUUUGAAUGAUGUUCGUGUAAUGAAACGCUUUUAUUGGUUAUUAUGUUUCACUUUGUAGAAA
This is a messenger RNA of Solanum dulcamara, 746 nucleotides long. RefSeq names its product ferredoxin, root R-B1-like. Gene Ontology annotation, molecular function: electron transfer activity; 2 iron, 2 sulfur cluster binding. Gene Ontology annotation, cellular component: plastid. The record is from RefSeq and is a predicted model, not a curated record. Gene Ontology annotation, biological process: electron transport chain. The transcript has 2 exons. The coding region runs from base 115 to 570 and encodes 151 amino acids. NCBI's taxonomy places the organism in Eukaryota, Viridiplantae, Streptophyta, Magnoliopsida, Solanales, Solanaceae.